AUGUCGAGUUUUACCGCUAUCAACCACCCGGGUGUCGUGGACCCAGCUGCGAAAGGGGACGAUAUCGAGGCUACUACUGCAAGCGACGUGCCUGAUAUCAAAGCAGAAGAAAAUGAAGAGGAGAAUAUGGCACAGCCGGAACCAAAGGGCAAGAAGGCAAAAGAAACCAAAGUCCCUACUACCCCACGCAAGCGUGGUCGCAAGCCUGCAGUUAAAAAGGAAGCAUCUGCCAUCAAAACCGAGAAUAGCGAUGACGACACCAAGGAACACCUUGACGAGGAUAGUCCUCAAAAGAAAGCAAAGUCGACGCCUGGUAAAAAGGGUCGUCCAAUCCCGACAUCCUACGACGCGGCUUGUGAAGAAGAUAAGAUGCUUCUUCGCCUUAAAGACCAGGAGAACAAGACCUGGGCUGAAAUCGCAAGUGCCUGGAAAGAAAUGACAGGUGAAGCGGCCAAAGGUACCACUCUUUCAACCCGCUAUAUGCGCAUCAAGGCAAAUUUUAUUGUGCUCUCCAAGGAGGAUGAGGCCGCCCUGCUCAAAGUCAAGAAGGAGAUUGAGGAUAAAUUCGAGAGUGAAAAAUGGCAGCGCCUGGCAGAAGCCCUGGAGCAGGCUAGCGGAAAGAAGUUCCCGCCUCUUACUUUGCAAAAGAAGUUCAAAGAAUUGGACAAGAAAGGAGUCAGUGAUGAGAUCUUCUAG
Uncinocarpus reesii 1704 is the source of this 696-nucleotide messenger RNA. RefSeq lists its product as uncharacterized. The coding region runs from base 1 to 696 and encodes 231 amino acids. The transcript has 3 exons. NCBI's taxonomy places the organism in Eukaryota, Fungi, Ascomycota, Eurotiomycetes, Onygenales, Onygenaceae. The record is from RefSeq and is a predicted model, not a curated record.